Limulus polyphemus (Atlantic horseshoe crab) is the source of this 1097-nucleotide messenger RNA. RefSeq lists its product as uncharacterized. Bases 1 to 774 code for a protein of 257 amino acids. The record is from RefSeq and is a predicted model, not a curated record. The transcript is spliced from 3 exons. Lineage: Eukaryota; Metazoa; Arthropoda; Merostomata; Xiphosura; Limulidae.
AUGGAAAAUAAUACCAGACGAUUCGUUACUGACGAGCAGCACGAGAUGUUUUACCGGGCUCAAGUACAAAAUCGAGUUUAUAAAAGAGAAAUAGUUGAGUUAGACAGAGAGAUCGUGAAACUACAAGUAAUGAUGAAUACUAAAGAGUCAUCUGGUGUUAGUGAUAAUGAACUUAAUGAUAUUUUCUUCACAAACGUUCAGAUGAACUUCCCUCACAGUCCAAAUUCUGCACUUCUGAUCCAAGCGAAUAAAAGAGAGUCAUCGGAAAGUGACGUCAGUCAACCCCAACGAAGGGAAAACGCCAAAGGAGGUUUCAAAAGACAGUCUAUCCAGAUCAGUAAGAUGUGCACACCAGAAGAGCAGGUCCAUCAGAAACGUAGUUCAUGUUUAAAUCAGGAUAUCACUGUGGGUAGUUAUCCCUCUUCUGUGUACAGUCUGGAGGAGAGCCUACCACAAAACAAACAUCAAAGACGUUCUGGCCAUUUGAACGAUGGAGUUAAUCACGUGCUCUGUUUCUCCAAUUACACAUCUGAUUUCAUGUCUUCACAGGUUGACAAUCGUGUAAAUGGUAGCCCUUCUUCUUCCGAUACCAUCGGUGACGACACUUGGACAACAGCGCCCCCUAACUUUAGUUUACUCUCCUCCUCAGACGACUGUUUUGAAUCAACUAAAGAAACGUUUGCCGAGAUAAAUGUGUCUCACGACGUUGGUUCAACAAGUAGACCGUUUAGUGAUACAGAAGGAUGGGGUAGAAACCCUCAAACAGCUAGCUGACGAAAAAAGACAAAAAGCUGAAAAGCUUCAAGAGGAAUUACGGAAACUGGAGAGAGAGUUGAUUCUUUUGGAAAUCGACCAAUCACACGGUGUCGAUUUGUAACAGAAAAUUCAAAUAUCACGUCCAUCUAUACCUUAACAUUCUAUACAUAUCAAACUAUUUUAUUACAGGAUCAAAUGUUUCCGGCUUUUGUAUAUAAUAGCUUUUCUACUAACUGGUCCUUCUAAAGUUUCAAAAGAGGUGUCUUUGGAUAAAACACAGCGUCAAUCAUAGCAGUACUGAGAGGUUUGCUUUGUGAAUAAAGCCAACACGGGAUUUAUUC